Messenger RNA from Aspergillus welwitschiae, 1038 nucleotides. Its product is annotated as phytanoyl-CoA dioxygenase family protein. Lineage: Eukaryota; Fungi; Ascomycota; Eurotiomycetes; Eurotiales; Aspergillaceae. The transcript is spliced from 2 exons. The record is from RefSeq and is a predicted model, not a curated record. The coding region runs from base 1 to 1038 and encodes 345 amino acids.
AUGGCACCCUCCCGUGUCGAUACUCCGGAGCCCAUCCCAUCCCCUGCCCCGGGGAAGCUUCAGUCCAUCCAGACACAGCAGCCUCAAUAUGGUGACUUCCGUGAUGACUUCUUUCGUGACGGUUACGCUGUCAUCAAAGGCGUGCUGAGCAAAGAGCGCGCCAGCGAAUACCAAAGCGAAGCCCUGACCUGGCUCGAAUCAUUCGGCCUUGGCUUUGAUCGCAACGACAAGUCCACCUGGAAGAAGGAAAACCUCCCACAGAGCUGGAAAGGCGGCAUGUACCUGCACUUCUCUGCUGCGCACGAGAAGUAUGUCUGGGACGUCCGGUGCGAGCCAGACGUCAUUGCUCCCUUCGCCAAACUCUGGGGCACCGACGAGCUCGUCGUCUCCUUCGACACAGUGAACAUCACCCUCCCUCAAUCCAUUGUAGGCGCCUACGAUUCUCAGCCCUGGCCCCACUGCGACCAAGCGCCCGAACGCAAAGGUCUGGUCUGUGUCCAGGGCAUUGUCAAUCUCUCUAACUCGGGCCCCGAUGACGGUGGACUCAUUGUAAUGAAGGGUUCCGCGCCGCUCUUUGACCAAUUCUUCGAAGAGAACCCGGUCACUGGCCCCACGCCCUGGCGCACCGCCAAACACAAGGACUUCCAUCCCUUCCAUGACAAGGAUUUAGACUGGUACCGCGAGCGUGGGUGCGAGUUGAUCAAGGUCUGUGCUGAACCAGGAGAUUUGAUCCUUUGGGACUCCAGACAGAUGCACUGGGCUCAGUUCGGGACCUCGGAUCUGGUGCGCACCAUUGUUUAUGCGACAUAUACGCCGGCGGCGUGGAUGAGUGAGGAGGAUCGGCAGAAGAAGAAGGAAUUAUUCGAGGCAUAUGAGACAACUACACACUGGCCGCAUACGAACUUGUUCACACAUGGGAAGGCGAUGGUGAAAGUGGAUGGAGAGGAAGUGGUGGAUCCGUUGGAGAGGGACGAACCUCUUACCAAGCCGGUGAGGAGUGAGAGACUGUUGCAGUUGGCAGGUGUGAAGCCGUACUAG